Molecule: messenger RNA, 901 nt
Organism: Glossina fuscipes
Lineage: Eukaryota; Metazoa; Arthropoda; Insecta; Diptera; Glossinidae
Gene: Ag5r2
Product: antigen 5 like allergen Cul n 1
Exons: 3
Coding region: 64-840 (258 amino acids)
Source: RefSeq, a predicted model, not a curated record
AAAUUGUAUUAAUAAUUCGAUCAGUGAGAGUUAUUUAAUCAUUACACGAUAAACUGAAGCAAAAUGAAAUUCGUGCUCGCGACUUUAAACCUUUUAGUCCUGGUUAGUGCUGGAUCGGUAGACUAUUGCAACUUGUGCGAAAAGCAUGUUGCAUGCGUUAGUCAAAAUGUAUUUCAAAGUGGAUGCUCGUCGGACGCAAAAAUGAUAGACUUGAAAAAAUAUCAGACUACUUUGCUAGACGCGCAUAAUAAGAAACGUGAUAAUGUAGCUGGCGGCGGGGAAUCGAAACUGAAACGAGCUUGUCGCAUGGCCACUAUGAAAUGGAAUUCGGAAUUGGCCAAGCUGGCUGAAUAUAAUGUCAGACAAUGUGAAAUGAAUCAUGACAAGUGCCGUAAUACAAAUACAUUUAAAUAUGCUGGUCAGAAUUUGGCUGAGUUGGGCCGAUCAGGAGCAGGCACUCCUGAUUACGGGCAAUUGAUACAAAAAGCUGUCGACAGUUGGUAUGAGGAAGUUAACGACUGCAACCAAGGCUAUAUUGACAGUUAUCCAAAAGAUUAUAAAGGACCAGCCAUCGGCCAUUUCACAGUCAUGGUUGCCGAACGAAAUACGCAUAUGGGUUGUGCUGCUUCUCAGUACACAAGAUCAAAUGGUUUUACGUAUUUCUUGCUAGCUUGUAAUUAUGCCACUACCAACAUGAUGGAGUUCCCUAUUUAUAAAUCAUGCAGUGCCUCGGCUCAGGAUUGUAAGACCGGUAAAAAUUCGAAAUAUCAAAACUUAUGCUCGGCUAAUGAGAAAUACGAAGUCAACAGAUGGUUUAAGGAUGGUGUGGAAUAUCAAUAAGCUUUGGUCUAAACCAGGUGAUCUCUCUCGUACAAGUGUUUAUGUUUGAAAUAAAAAAAAA